Messenger RNA from Colletotrichum orchidophilum, 255 nucleotides. RefSeq lists its product as uncharacterized. The transcript has a single exon. The annotation marks the transcript as partial. The record is from RefSeq and is a predicted model, not a curated record. Lineage: Eukaryota; Fungi; Ascomycota; Sordariomycetes; Glomerellales; Glomerellaceae.
CCAGACUCUCCAGCGGCGUGGCACGACCAUGCCAGCAAACGGAUAAACGAUUGCGCCAAGGACGAGCAAGGACGGCGGCGGCGGCACGUGAACGGCGAAUGUCGCAAUAUGGCGGCUGGACGAGAUUACCAAACGGAUGAGGAUAGACAUUCUAGCAUCAGUCAGAGUUGGCCGCCUCCCAGAGCCCGUCAGGCCGCACAUCUGGAAUGCAAGCCGAGUCGAGAACCGGUUCUGCAGGCUCUGCAAGUGCAGUGA